CAUUGCCAAACUUGCAGCAGCGAUUGCAGCAGUUGCUGCCGCUGCGCCGCGCCUGAAGCCGCGCCGCGCGGGCCGAGGGCUCCUGCAGCUGCUCGCGCGGAGGCGGAGAAGGACGAGGACCUAGACUGACACUUCUGCUGCCGGUCGGCUGCCACUUAACGAGGUCCCCUAACCCGGUGUCAGCGCAACGCCGUUUUUUUUUUUUUUUUUUUAAAGCAGCCCUUAGCCCCCUCCUCCCCUUUCCUGUUUCUGCGAGAACUCCCUCCCUCCCUCCAGCUCGGUCAGCCGAAGCGCCCCUUCCCUGGAAGCCGAGCGGCUUCGCCCGCAUUUCGCCGCCGCCGCCUCUCCCAAUAUUGCAAUAUAGGGGAAAAGCAGACCAUGGUGAAUCCGGGCAGCAGCUCGCAACCGCCCCCGGUGACGGCCGGCUCCCUCUCCUGGAAGCGGUGCGCAGGCUGUGGGGGCAAGAUUGCAGAUCGCUUUCUGCUCUACGCCAUGGACAGCUACUGGCACAGCCGAUGCCUCAAGUGCUCCUGCUGCCAGGCACAACUGGGCGACAUCGGCACGUCCUGUUACACCAAGAGCGGCAUGAUCCUUUGCAGAAAUGACUACAUUAGGUUAUUUGGGAAUAGUGGUGCUUGCAGUGCUUGUGGACAGUCGAUUCCUGCGAGUGAACUCGUCAUGAGGGCGCAAGGCAAUGUGUAUCAUCUUAAGUGUUUUACAUGCUCUACCUGCCGGAAUCGCCUGGUCCCGGGAGAUCGGUUUCACUACAUCAAUGGCAGUUUAUUUUGUGAACAUGAUAGACCUACAGCUCUCAUCAAUGGCCAUUUGAAUUCACUUCAGAGCAAUCCACUACUGCCAGACCAGAAGGUCUGCUAAAAGGUCAGAGUAAUGCAGAAUGCGUGCCUUCAUCUCAGAUUUCGUUCAUCACAGGUGGAUCCCAUGUGUCUUCAGUAGACAAGUCACCUUUGUAGCUAGCACCAGUGCCAGCUCCAUGCCAUUGCACCUUCUUUAGUCUUGAUUGCCCUUCUCGCAUUUAUUGGUGUAUUAAAAUGACUGAAUAUGAACAUUAAGGACUCCAUGAACCUGGGCUAAUGGGAGACUGUAGAGAAAAUGAAAAAAGAUCCACCGGAGGACAUCUUUGGGGGAGGGAGGGAGCUUGGGGGGAGGGAAAUGACUAAUGAAGCUAAUUAAAAGAAGCAUUCAAAUCUGCUUUCUACCCUCAUUAACAAUUAGCAGGGCACUGGCCAGAGUUUGUACCCUGUGUUUUACCUUAACAACAUUCUAUUUGCUCUUUGUAUAUUUAAGUGUUGUAAGGAAAUGUGUUUCAAUCAAAACUGAACAUGAGAUAAAGGAAAGAGAUGUGGCUUUUGUGAUAUUCUAUCACAAACACUUUUAUUGUAUCUCUGUAAAAUACAAUGUAUGUAUGCAUGUAAGUGUUUUUGUCCUAAUGUUGCUACUCCCAUGGCAAAGAAAAAGAGAAAAAGAA
This is a messenger RNA of Orycteropus afer afer, 1486 nucleotides long. Lineage: Eukaryota; Metazoa; Chordata; Mammalia; Tubulidentata; Orycteropodidae. The record is from RefSeq and is a predicted model, not a curated record.